Cylicostephanus goldi is the source of this 757-nucleotide messenger RNA. The record is from the annotation of a GenBank genome assembly. Lineage: Eukaryota; Metazoa; Nematoda; Chromadorea; Rhabditida; Strongylidae.
AGCCCAUAGUGCUCAUGAAACACGACGACGAAGCAUAGGCAGUGAUAAUGCAAGCACAGGUAGGAAACGAGCUGAUAGUUUACAUGAAGUGCUACGGCUUUUGGAAACAGGAGCUAUGCCUAGUCAGUACAUUGAAGCAUCACCACCUCGUCCUCUCUUAGCAAGAAGAUCAGCGUCGGCAACACUGAGGCAAGAUUUGAGAGAACUGAAGGAAUCUGAGAUUUGGGGGACUGCUCCAUUGCAGGUUGAUGUAUCAGACAGUUCGAGGGUCGCAAGUGAUCUCAACAUACAGCUUGAAGUCCCGAGCAUCCCGCGCUCCGAAUGCAGUGGUCUGUCGGAUUCGCCCGAUCGUCUUGUUAUCUGUGACGAUGAGGAACUCAACUCUCUGAAAGAGCCUCUUGUCAAUGUUGUGGACGCGCAUGUACCAUAUACUGCACCUGAGAUUGUGCCGGAAUCUUUGGUAUCGCCUGCAGAAACAACAUUGGUAGCGCCACUUGCAGAAACAGUGCCAAAGACUUUGUUACCGCCGCCAGAAGUAAUCUUGGUACCACCGCUUGCGAAACCAGUGCUAAAAACCGUUUUACCUCCUCCACAAGUAACCUUGGUACCACCGCUUGCGAACACGGAGUCACAUUUUGAAACUCCGAAAAAGAGGCCAACUAGAAAGAAGAGUCUUACUUCAUUGGCAACACCGACGACAAGAAAAAGAUCUGUGAAAGGGCAAAAUGCGGAAGUUGUUUCGGAAACCGCACAGAAA